Molecule: messenger RNA, 1284 nt
Organism: Mesocestoides corti
Lineage: Eukaryota; Metazoa; Platyhelminthes; Cestoda; Cyclophyllidea; Mesocestoididae
Source: the annotation of a GenBank genome assembly
GCAAUGGCUUUUCCCCUAACUGUUAAGGAAUUCUUUGUUUUCACAACUCGGCAUGCCAAAAACCUUGGACAUGAGGCAGAACAGGUUUUAUACUUUUAUCCCCAUGGUAAAUCGCAAAACGAUCAAUUGUCUGUCGUUGGGCUGUGCGAAGCUUUAUUAUCUUUCUCCAAUUUCUUUUCUACGUCCUGUACUUCAAUUCACACUCGGAAUGGCAAACACUUUUUUCAUCAACUUAUUGAUCAAGUUUGGGCUGUUAUGAAUGUCUCAGUUGUUGAUUCUGCCGCGAUACCUCACUGUCAUGAAUUUUGUGAACACGUCAUUGAUGAUAGUCUCAUGGGCCAUCGAUUGUCAGCUACAUGUGAACGUUAUAAACUUCUCCAUGGUCCAAUAAGCAUCAGUACCGACACUGAUUUGGAGAAGAAUAGGAAAAAUCUGGCAGCUUUCUUUAACAAGGCCAUUGUAAGCGUCUUUUGUCCCUCGAGGUCAUCGCUGCCUGUCGAAGUCACGUGCUCUGCCCUCCACUACAUCGUCUCUGACAUAAUGAGCCUGCCCCCCGACCUCGAUCGUGCUGCCAUUUCGCCUAAAGCGCCUCACAUGGGCAGGUUCCUGACAGGCCCUCCGGACAUGGGUGAAGACCUUUGUCCCGCACAGAUGCCAGUUCCGACGGUUUACCUACAACUUCCGAAUUCGGAGUAUCAGCUAACUCAUCUUGUGGUCUAUCGCGCGCUGAGACUAACCAUCUGUCUCUUCAUUGGUGGUAACAACGAAUUACGGAGAGAAUUUUUUCAAACGUUUAACAAUCUGUACGGGGAGGCAAUGACAAAGCUGUCUUUCGCAAUUGAAUGUGAAGAAACAUCAAGCUUGGCCCUCGCCUUCGACAUGACAACCCUGGCACUGUGCACCGAUUCCUCUUCAAAAUCGGCCACCACAACACCUCUGUACCCCUCCAUCAGCGGUUUUUUCCUCUGGGAGCCCGAUUUGUGCUCGGUGUCAACCAACUUCUUCGUUCUGCACUCUGGCGGACUCGGCGAAGUCCAGCCGGCGGUUGCGCCCCUUUUGCCUGUCAUCUUCGCGGCCCGUCAAGAUGCCGUUUCUUGUUUCGGACAGCGGUGGUGUGAAUGCCUUCUCAAGCUAGAACCGGACACUUGGCUGUACCUGUGUCGAGUGAACAAGCGCGAGGUUUUCCUAGUCUUUUCCGGGAAGAAGGUCGAUGUGGCUCGAAUAACAACCGAAUCGAAGCGCUUUUGGAUUGACAAGCUGGCUGGCGUCUUUCGUGUGAGCUGA